Molecule: messenger RNA, 1956 nt
Organism: Coturnix japonica (Japanese quail)
Lineage: Eukaryota; Metazoa; Chordata; Aves; Galliformes; Phasianidae
Gene: GPR68
Product: G protein-coupled receptor 68
Biological process (GO): cellular response to pH; G protein-coupled receptor signaling pathway
Cellular component (GO): membrane
Molecular function (GO): G protein-coupled receptor activity
Source: RefSeq, a predicted model, not a curated record
AAGUUAUUUUUGCUGCUAGUUCUGACGUGAGCCAUGGGUACUCCUGGAGCACAUCCAAGCUGUGUAAAUGUCACUGUAUCCUCUCCUUGUUUUUUCCUUUUUUUUUUUUUAAACAUUUCAUUGCUUAUGUUCCUCUGUGCAUUCCACCAGCAUAGAAAUAGAGAACAUUUGGAGGACCCAGCCCAAGACUCCGCUUUCCAGAUCUGCAGCCCAUGGUUCCCUGCAGGAGCCAUGUGAGGGGCACCACACUGAGCCACUGAUGUCCCUCCAGCAGCACAGCAGUACAUGGUGCCAGUGUUUCACCGACAAGCCGUGCUCCCAGCUGGGAGGAGGACAGCCUCCAGCAGCCUGAGCAGAAGCUAUGAGAAAGGAGAAAGGAACGUUUGCGCUCUUCAUACUGCAGAAAAAGCAUCUUAACCUGAACUCUGCUCACAGGGAGGGUUAUGGCGAUCUCUUGGAGCAAACAUCAAGCUAAACCAGGACAACCUGUGUCUGGCUCACAUUUCUGCUGCUGUGCCUGGUAAAGCUGCAGUAACAGUUGUGUAAUCUGUGGAGGAGGGGGUGAUUCUGAGGUUAUUAACAUCCUGCGGCAAGGCAUCUCUUCAGCCUGAGGUUUUUGUGGAUGAAAAGUGAUACGUGAAACUGGAUGAAAUUAAGUUCUACAUCCGUUCAUUUGGGACACUGAUUAGUGGCAUAUGUGAAGAGGCAGAAGAUGCUGAAUUUCACAGAGAAUGCAACCGAAAAGUGCAUUAUUGAUCAUAAUAUUCACCAGACAUUGUCCCCUGUAGUGUACAUAUUUGUAUUCAUCGUAGGAUUCCCAGCUAACUGCCUUUCUCUAUACUACGGGUAUUUACAGAUCAAGGCUAAAAAUGAGUUGGGAAUCUACCUUUGCAAUCUGACCAUAGCAGACCUUUUUUACAUAUUUUCUUUGCCCUUCUGGAUCCAGUAUGUUUUACAGCAUGACAAUUGGACCUAUGAUGAACUGCUGUGCAAAAUCUGUGGCAUCCUCUUGUAUGAGAAUAUCUAUAUCAGUGUGGGCUUCCUCUGCUGCAUCUCCAUUGACCGCUAUCUGGCAGUAGUGCACCCUUUUCGGUUUCAUCAGUUUCGGACAAUGAAGGCUGCUAUGAUUGUGAGUGCCAUUAUUUGGACCAAAGAAGUAGUGACGUGCUCAUUUGUCUUUGUGCAUGGGGAGAUCAGUAUGGAUGCUGAGAGCCACGUGGUGUGCUUUGAGCAUUACCCCAUCAAAGAAUGGGAGCACAGUAUCAAUUACUACCGCUUCUCUGCUGGCUUCCUUUUCCCUUUCUUUCUGCUGGCCUUCUCUUACUGUGGCAUUUUACGAGUUGUCCACAGGAGUCAUGGCACUCAAAAGAAGAAGAAACUCCAAAUUAAACGUUUGGUUUCCAGCACUGUCUUCAUUUUUUUAGUUUGCUUUGGACCGUACCACAUCCUACUUGUAGUUCGCAGUGUGUUUGAGAGCAACUGCUCAUUUGCUAGUAAAAUAUUUAACAUUUACCAUACUUCUCUCCUGCUGACUACAUUUAACUGUGUUGCUGACCCAGUACUAUACUGUUUUUCCAGUGAAAGCACUUACUUGAACUUCAUCAAGAUGCGAGACUCUUGCUUAAGGCAUUUAGGAUGUCUAAGGACUGAGACAAAGGAAUCCUAUCAGCUGAAUGCUCCAGAAACUCCCAACAGGCCUCAACAAGAGCAUCAGCCAAGGUUAUUGCAAGAAUCACAGGGCGAUCCUGGAACAAAGGACUCUUCCUCAGCUAGGACAGGCCAUCUAUAGCAUUCAUCAAAAAGGGCACUUAUGUAAAAUCUUUCUUGUGUAACUGUUUGUAUCCACUGGAUUUAUCUGUGUAUUACGACUGUGUUUUACAUCCCAAAGUUACUCUCUGAAAUAACUCCUCCAGCAAGUUUCAAGGUGAGCAGAACCGUUGCAGGAGCCAACCUGCU